This is a messenger RNA of Stegastes partitus (bicolor damselfish), 5901 nucleotides long. It is a transcript of the gene slit2, whose product is annotated as slit homolog 2 (Drosophila). NCBI's taxonomy places the organism in Eukaryota, Metazoa, Chordata, Actinopteri, Pomacentridae. Gene Ontology annotation, biological process: negative regulation of cell growth; retinal ganglion cell axon guidance; negative chemotaxis. Gene Ontology annotation, molecular function: Roundabout binding; heparin binding; calcium ion binding. The transcript has 32 exons. The record is from RefSeq and is a predicted model, not a curated record. The coding region runs from base 191 to 4249 and encodes 1352 amino acids.
CAGUGAGAACCAGAUUCAAGGAGUUCCAAGGAAAGCCUUCAGGGGAGCUGUGGAAAUCAAGAACCUCCAGUUGGACUACAACCACAUCAGCUGCAUCGAGGAUGGAGCUUUCAGAGCGUUACGUGACCUGGAAGUGCUCACCCUCAACAAUAACAACAUCAGCCGACUGUCUGUGGCCAGUUUCAACCACAUGCCAAAGCUCAGGACCUUUCGCUUGCACUCCAACAACCUGCAGUGUGACUGCCACGUAGCCUGGCUGUCGGAGUGGCUGCGACAGCGCCCUCGCCUGGGUCUUUACACACAAUGCAUGGCCCCUCCGCACUUGAGGGGGCACAACGUGGCUGAGGUGCAGAAGAAGGAGUUUGUAUGCACAGGUCACCAGUCGUCAUCAUCUUCCUCCUGCAGUGUGUUACAGUGCCCAGAGUCCUGCACCUGCAGUAACAACAUCGUGGACUGCAGAGGGAAGGGUCUGACAGAAAUACCCACCAACCUGCCCGAAACCAUUACUGAGAUACGACUGGAGCAGAACGCCAUCAAGGUGAUCCCAGCUGGGGCCUUUUCUCCUUAUAAGAAGCUGCGCAGGAUAGACUUGAGUAACAACCAGAUAUCAGAGUUGGCCUCGGACGCCUUCCAAGGUCUGCGCUCCCUCAACUCUCUGGUACUAUAUGGGAACAAGAUCACUGAGAUUUCCAAAGGGCUGUUUGAGGGAUUGUUUUCUCUGCAGCUAUUGUUACUGAAUGCUAAUAAGAUAGCAUGUCUGCGUGUAGACGCAUUUCAGGACCUUCACAACCUCAAUCUGCUAUCACUGUAUGACAACAAGCUCCAGACCAUCGCCAAGGGGACUUUCUCUUCACUAAGAGCCAUACAAACGCUUCACUUAGCCCAAAACCCGUUUAUCUGUGACUGCCAUCUGAAGUGGCUGGCUGACUACCUGCAGGACAAUCCCAUCGAGACGAGCGGCGCCCGCUGCACCAGCCCUCGGCGGCUCGCCAACAAACGAAUCGGACAGAUCAAGAGCAAGAAGUUCCGCUGCUCAGGUACGGAGGAUUACCGCAGUAAACUUGGAGGUGACUGCUUCGCCGACUUGGCCUGUCCCGAGAAGUGUCGCUGUGAGGGCACCACAGUCGACUGCUCCAACCAGAAACUCACCAAAAUACCAGAUCACAUUCCUCAAUACACGGCCGAACUGCGUCUGAACAACAAUGAAUUCACUGUGCUCGAGGCGACGGGGAUCUUCAAAAAGUUGCCUCAGCUGAGGAAGAUUAACCUGAGCAAUAACCGUAUCACUGACAUAGAGGAGGGGACAUUUGAAGGAGCCUCAGGGGUCAAUGAGUUGAUUCUGACCUCCAACAGACUGGAGAACGUACACCACCGCAUGCUGAAGGGACUGAGUGGCCUCCGCACACUUAUGCUGAGGAGUAACCGUAUCAGCUGCGUGAGUAACAGCAGCUUCGUGGGGUUGAGCUCAGUGCGUCUCCUGUCGCUCUACGACAACCAGAUCACCUCGAUGAACCCCGGAGCCUUCGAUACGCUGCACUCUCUGUCCACGCUAAACCUUCUGGCCAAUCCCUUUAACUGUAACUGCCACCUGGCCUGGCUCGGCGAUUGGCUGAGAAGGAAACGCAUCGUCACCGGUAACCCUCGCUGCCAGAGUCCCUACUUCCUGAAGGAGAUCCCCAUCCAGGACGUAGCGGUCCAGGACUUCGCCUGUGAAGAUGGUAAUGAUGAGAACAGCUGCUCUCCGGUGCUGAGGUGUCCAGCAGAGUGUUCCUGCCUGGACACUGUGGUGCGCUGCAGCAACAAGGGUCUCACUGCUCUGCCCAAAGGCCUUCCCAAAGAAACCACUGAACUGUAUUUGGACGGUAAUCACUUCACUCAGGUUCCUGUGGAGCUCUCCAAUUACAAACACUUAACACUCAUUGAUUUGAGUAACAACCAGAUCAGCACGUUGUCCAACCACAGCCUCAGUAACAUGUCCGAGCUGCUUACCCUAAUCCUGAGCUACAAUCGCCUCCGAUGCAUACCGGUCAGGGCCUUCGAUGGACUCAAAUCUCUUCGUCUGCUGUCUCUCCAUGGUAACGACAUAUCGCUGAUACCUGAGGGAGCCUUCAAAGACUUAUCAUCGCUUUCCCACCUGGCUCUGGGUGCCAACCCUCUGUACUGUGACUGCCACAUGCAGUGGCUGUCAGACUGGGUGAAGAGUGGCUACAAGGAGCCUGGCAUUGCUCGCUGUGCUGGGCCCGGUGACAUGACAGACAAACUGCUCCUCACCACACCCUCCAAGAAGUUCACGUGCACAGGCCCAGUGGAUAUGAGUAUCCAGGCUAAAUGUGAGCCCUGUCUGUCCAGCCCCUGCAAGAACGACGGCACAUGCGCCAAUGACCCCGUUCACUACUACCGCUGCACCUGCCCAUAUGGAUUUAAGGGCCAAAACUGUGAGGAGCCAAUUCACGCCUGUAUCAGUAACCCCUGCCAGAACGGAGGAACUUGCCAUCUGAAGGAAGGAGAAGGGAGCAACUUCUGGUGUGUGUGUCCUGAGGGCUUCGAAGGCGACGCCUGCGAGAUCAACAUCGACGACUGUGAAGACAACGACUGUGAGAACAACUCCACCUGCGUCGAUGGAAUCAACAACUACACAUGCAUGUGUUCGCCAGAAUACACAGGGGAACUAUGUGAAGAGAAACUGGACUUCUGCGCCCCAGAGCUGAACCCGUGUCAGCACGACUCAAAGUGCAUUUUGACCCCUCAAGGAUACAAGUGUGAUUGCACGCCAGGUUACGUGGGUGAACACUGUGAGCUGGACUACGACGAUUGCGAAGAGAACAAGUGUCAGAACGGAGGUCAGUGCAUCGAUGCUGUGAAUGGAUACACCUGCGUCUGUCCAGAGGGAUACAGCGGAUUGUUCUGCGAGUUCUCUCCCCCGAUGGUGCUUCCUCGCACCAGUCCCUGUGACAACCACGAGUGCCUGAAUGGGGCACAGUGCGUCGUCGUGGGAACGGACCCCCGCUGCCAGUGUCUCCACGGCUACGAAGGCGAGCGCUGCGAGACGCUAGUCAGCGUCAACUUUGUCAACCGCGAGUCGUACCUGCAGCUUCCCUCCAGCCUGCUCUCCCCACAGACCAACAUCAGCCUACAGAUUGCUACAGAUGAGGACUCUGGCGUUUUGUUGUAUAAGGGGGACAACGAUCACAUUGCCAUGGAACUGUACAGGGGACGUCUAAGGGUCAGCUACGACACCGGAUCCUAUCCUCCUUCUGCUAUAUACAGCGUGGAGACAGUGAAUGAUGGUAGUUUCCAUGCGGUGGAGUUAGUAGCAUCGGACCAGACUCUGUCUCUGUCCAUCGAUGGCGGGCCGCCCAAAUCCAUCAACUCCAUCAACAAACAGUCCACACUCAACAUAGAUUCUCCUCUUUACCUGGGAGGGAUGCCAGAGCGUGCCUCGGCCACUGGGGGUCUUUCGGCCCUGCAGCACAGCUCCGGUGGCCGCAACGGCACCAGCUUCCACGGCUGCCUGCGUAACCUCUACAUCAACGGGAAGCUCCAGGACCUGGGGGCCGGGCUGGAGCCAGGGGCUUCAGGCUCGGGGGCUCCGCAGAGCACCACCAGGCAGUGGCUAGGUCAGGGGGUGGAGCCGGGCUGCCAGCCCUGCCAGAGAGGCGCCUGUGUCCAAGGCGACUGCCACGCAACGGGUCACCGCGGCUUCACCUGUACCUGCCACCCGGGCUGGACGGGAACGCUGUGCGACCAGCAAGUCAGCAACCCUUGCGAUGGCAACAAGUGUAUCCAUGGUACCUGCCUCCCAAUCAACUCCUACUCUUACUCCUGCCGCUGCCAGCCGGGCUUCGCUGGUGUCCUCUGUGAUGAGCAGGACCAGGCUGACGCUAACCCCUGCAGUCUGUCGCGCUGCAAACAUGGCAAAUGCAGAGUGUCGGGUCUGGGCAAGGCUUACUGCGAGUGCAACAGUGGAUAUACAGGAGAGGCAUGCGACAGAGAGGUGGCCUGCCGAGGGGAACGGGUCCGAGAUGUCUACCAGAGACAGCAAGGCUACGCGGCGUGCCAAACCCAGGAGAAGGUCUCCCGUCUAGAGUGUCGAGGCAGCUGCCCGGGGGGAGCAGAAGGACAGGGCACCUGCUGCACCCCCCUACGCAGCAAACGUAGGAAAUACACCUUCCAGUGCACUGAUGGCUCCUCUUUUGUCCAGGAAGUGGAGAAAGUUGUCAAGUGCGGCUGUACAAAGUGUUCUUCGUAAAAAAAAAAAAAAAAAGAAAGAAAGAAAGAAAGAAUUUUAAAAAAAAAGAGACAACACCCUUGGCAGAUUUCCUCCUCUCCAGAUAUGUUCUGUGUUCCUGCCCGCCUUACUUGAUCCCCUGUUGUCCAAAAUCCUGAUUUCCCGUGAGGAAACCCUCCACAGUUGCUCCCCCCACCAACCCUGUUUUUUUUUGUUUUUGUUUUGUUUUGUUUUGUUUUUUUUAAAAACCCUGAAAAAAGUCAAAAAAAAAACAAGAGAAACAACUAUUUAAAAAAAAAAAAAAAAAAAGAGUUUCUUUUCUUGUCAGUGCUGGACUGAUGAUUGAUGCUUCCUCGGUGGGGAUGUUGAAUUGUAUUGUAAAGUACAAAAACAGACUUAUUUUUUAUUAUGAAGUGGAGAAAAAGAAAAAAAAAAAGAAAAAAAAAACACACAAGAGUUGACUUUUUCCUUACGUCUACUUCUUUUUGUCGGUCAUGAUGACUCCAACGGUGUGCCACACUUUCUCUUCCCCCAGAGGACUGACGGGUCGCUGACGGCUCACCGUCUCCUGUAGACCUCCUGCUUUCUGUCUGUGAGUUGUGUGUUUUAGGAGUAACCUUAACUGGUAGUACCACAGACUCACCACUGAGAGGAGCUGCACUAAGGCAUGGGAGAGGGCGGGCAGUGAUAACCCCCUACAACACAAGAAACCACCACUGUAGUCUGCAGUCUCCCUUAACAGACCUCCUGAACCCUCUGAGACUGUGUGCAUGAUCCUCCACACAGCUGUGCUCAAACUUGUGGUAUUUUAUACAGCUACUGAACAACACACACACAAAUACUCUCACCUGUAGAGUUAAACAUGUUACCUGCCAGGUUAAAUCCACUACUCUCUGUUUAUCUACCCCGCCACCCUCCAGUCAUGAAUGACAAGUAUUUAUUGUAUCAUAAAUACCUGUACUUAUUCAGUAGAUUCCCCAUGUAUCAAUCUGAUUCUUUUAAUAUAUAUUAAUUUAUAUUUGUCCUUAUUUUUAUAUUAAAAAGACAUAAUCUGUCAAGAUAGCUGAACUAACAAAAUGGUGUCCUUUAUUUUGGUUGAAAAGAAGUUGUUUUUUUUUUUGUUUGGUUUUUUUUUUUGAUCACUGAAACUAUUCUGCUUGCCAGAGACCUUAGUUACAUUUUAAUCUGCAAAUGUGACGUGAAGACAUUGUAUAUUUUUGUCGCGUUUCCUGAGAGUUUGUACUGUGCCAUUACCAGAAGGUCUUUAUAUUAGAGUAUAAAUGUAUAGAUAAUUUCCCUACCUAUGUAUUUCACACACAAAUCUUGUGAGUAGCAUUGACCCUAGAGGAUGCUUAGAACUGUUUUUACCUUUUUAACAAAUUUAUGCUUAAAGAAUACUGUGACUUUUUCUAAAUGAAACUACUUUGUUAGCCCCUUGGUCUCUGAUGUUAACAUGUUGCUGCUAAGUUUUUGUACCGUAGACUUGGAUCCUGAUCUGUAUGUUAUAGAGAACUUCCUGCUCCUACUGUACGGGGGCACCUUGUGUAACAGAUAAAUAUGUUCCCCCCCACCUCUACACAUGUGCAUUGUGCUUUAUAUUCCCCUUUCUCCAUCCCCAGACUAAUGUCAGUUCCCUGACUGAUGUUUGUUUAUUAAACACAAUAUUUACCUCA